UAGAUUGGCUCUUUUGACUUGUCGAACUUCCCUGCUCUUUUGAUCUGGAAUGCAAUUAUAUCUUUGCCCCACAUUGACAAUUCAAGGAAAAUGAACCUGGGAUUCUGUUAAUGUGAAUGGUAAUAAUAAUAAAGUUGAACUGGGAUGCAAUUAUAUCUUUGCCCCACAUGGAAGGUUGGGUGCAUUUCUAUCUUUGCCCCACAUGGAAGGUUGGGUGCAUUGAAAAUGAGCUAUGGCCUCCCAUAAAUGCCAGAUCUGAAAGAGGGGAAUGACAAAGAGAAAAGCCCUUCUUAGCUAUUCUGCUGGAUUCAUCUUCUCUAACAACGAAUAUAACAGCACUACUUAGAUUUUCUUUCUUCUCUGUUUUAUUUCCUCACUAUUAAGAUGGCCAAAAAUUUCUGUUCUUGCUGCGGUUUACUCUCCUCUUCGCCUCCACAAUCUUCUGGGCAAGAAGCCACUAUGAUUGAUUUUAAGACUUUUCUACAGAAAUUCAAUGAUAGAAGCCAGAUUCAUGGGCUUAUUCCGGUUUUAGAAGAGCUUAUGAAGAUUGCGUGUUGUCCAAUGCAUUCGGGAGAGGAGAGUGACGGAGGAUCUAAUUCAGCAGCAGGCUCUUAUAUCCAAGAUGGCCAAAUAAUCCUGGAGAUGCUAGAUAAACGCAUUGGCAAACGUCCUGUAAAGAAAAAUUCUAGGGAUGGUGUAAUUCCAGAGAUUGAAAAAGUUUGUAUAGAAGUACUCAAAGGCUCUGAGAAAAUUCCCACCGUAGGGAUAGCACUUUCUAUGUUGGGAUCUGUAUUGGCAAAAUUUAGUCAGAUGUCUGACAACAAGAGUGAGUGGCUUGAAGUUUUGAGAAGAAUGCUUAGUCUUGGGAAGCAAAUUCUGCAGUUGAAUGAGCAAAUUCCAGAGCAGAAGCAGAAACUAGAUGAGGGAGUCCAGUGCAUUGUUGUAGGAACCACCAUGUGCAUCUCCAAACUUGCAAGGGCCAAUGUUUUCAGGUUUCUUACCGCUACGGUGAAUGCGGAUAGUUUAAAGGCCUUUCAACUCAAAAUAGACCGCUUGUAUUACGACAUCCAAUUGUCAACUACAAUUGCAAUAGCGGAAAGAGUAAUUGACAUUGGGUACAGAGUACCAGUGAUUGCUUCACAAUCGCAGAAAAUCUAUGCAUACCAACCCAGAGUGGGAAUUGAGAGCGGACUGGAAAGUGUAAUUCAGCUUCUUGAUUUGAAUACACAAGAUGCAACACCCAUUGUUGUGGUUGUCUAUGGUUUUGGUGGGAUUGGCAAGACCACACUCGCUGAUGCCGUUUAUGCCCACCUCAACCUCCAAUCUUAUAAGCAUUGUAGAAUUCAUAUGGAUCAAGAUUGUACCAACAAUGAUCUUAAAGCUCUCCAACAGCAGAUUUUGAAUGGAUUGUUCAACAAAAACUUGCAAUUAAAAAACUGUGAUGAAGGUCGGGCAAGGUUGUGGUCAUUGUUCAAAGAGAAUCCUUAUCAGCCUUUAUUUCUAUACAUUGACAAUGGUCUCAAAAGUACAGAUCUUCAACAACUUCUUCCUCAACGUUUGGGCAAUUGCCUCCCACCGAAGAGUAGAAUACUUAUAACUACUCGAAAUCUCCUUGAAACUGACAUAUUUGUCGGCAGGCAUAUUCAACGCCGACAAUAUGAUGUGAAUCCUCUUCCAGAGACGGAGGCUAGAAAACUUUUGUUGGACAAAGUUUCGGACUCCUUCCUUAAGUUUCGGAAUUAGCUGGUUCACAAUUGGCUCUAAACAGGGGAAAUACAAAGAAUAUAGUGUUAGAGAUGCUUAAACAAGGAGAGAAGGUCAAAGAGAAAGAUAUAAGCGACCGUAUGGUUGGUUUUGUAUAUGACAGAUUGUUAGAACCUGUUCAAGAGGCCUUUCUACAUAUCACAUCCUUCUUUUAUAAAAAUUAUUGGACAAGUAAAGAAGUGGAGAGCAUAGUUGGAGAGGAGGAAUUCAGAGGUCUAGAAGCUGCAUCAUUCGUCAAGACAGAUGAACACGGUUCUGUGAUUGUUCAUGACAUAGUUCGAGCAAGAGGGAAAAAACUGUCAGAGCAAGAAGGAAACAGAAUCACAGACCCUGAGACUUUAUUGGAGUGUUUAAAAAAUGAAGAG
Molecule: messenger RNA, 2129 nt
Organism: Cryptomeria japonica (Japanese cedar)
Lineage: Eukaryota; Viridiplantae; Streptophyta; Pinopsida; Cupressales; Cupressaceae
Exons: 5
Coding region: 385-1743 (452 amino acids)
Biological process (GO): defense response
Molecular function (GO): ADP binding
Source: RefSeq, a predicted model, not a curated record